CAGUACUGAUUGCCUCGAGGGGGGAGCGGGGGUUGGGGAGGCUGAGUUCCGUCAGGUCCGUGAUGAUCCUUUGAUCCGACGAACAAUGGUGUUGCUAUGCCAUUGCUGAAAACAAAACCCUUCCACAAAAAGCACAAUAUGCAGCAUCACAGUCCCAGCCCUCGCCCCGGCCCAGCUCCCCAGUGCACCGACAGCUCAGCCGGUUCCAACACAACAGGAAGCAGGCGAAACAGAGGCCCGGUCUCCUCCCAGACCUGACAGCAGGGCUGUGCUGUUGUAAACACUCUCCACGUGGAGCUUUUACUUCCUGGUAACUCCGUUGUGUGUAUAUAAGGCGGCGGGGGGCAGAGACACACACAGGCAGUGGCUGUGCGAUAGAGGAAAGGGGACUGCAAUGGGGCUCUUGCUCAGUCUGUUGCAGCAAGCUCUCGCUGGUUUCUCGGGGCUCCAGGCACGACUCCUGAUGCUGGGACUCGACGCUGCGGGUAAAACCACCGUCCUGUACAAGCUGAAGCUGAACGAGACAGUCAGCACCAUCCCCACCCUGGGCUUCAACGUGGAGAUGGUGGAGCCCAUCCGCAACGUGUCCUUCACGGUGUGGGACGUGGGCGGGCAGGACAAGAUCCGGGCGCUGUGGCGCCACUACUUCACCAACACGGAUGGGCUGUUCUUCGUGGUGGACAGCGCAGACCCCGAGCGCCUGGCAGAAGCCAGGGACGAACUUCACAAGAUGCUCGAAGACGAGCACUUGCUCCGGGUCCCCGUGGUGGUCCUGGCCAACAAGCAGGACCUGCCCGGAGCGUGGGGCGUGAAGGAGAUCACACAGAGCUUGGAGCUCAGGAAGCUGUCCUGCAGAGAGUGGCACGUCCAGAGCUGCUGUGCGGUGACAGGUGAAGGGAUCCUGGAGGCUGUGGAGAAACUAGCCCAGUUAGUCAAGGAUUCCAAGACCUCCCAGCGCUGGUGAGCAGGACACUGACAGACCAACAUCCUAUGAAUAUUUAUCAAUGCAACAAAAUGUCUUCCUAGUUUGUAGAACCCAGCGAGACACUAAUCUAUGGCUACGGUUCAUGUGCCGGUCCUCAAGUCUGAAUCUUUGGAAUUUUUAUCACAUUCACUCAAGCUUAAGAUGGUCGCGAGAAUCCUCGCAAACAUGGACAUUGUGUGCUGGAGCCCAAUUGUGUCUGUGUGUACUGAACUCACGCUAUAUGUUGCUUUUUUGUGGGUGUGGGGGUGUUUCUAUGUAUAUCAUAAUAAUAAUCAUAAUCCU
Messenger RNA from Callorhinchus milii (elephant shark), 1267 nucleotides. RefSeq names its product ADP-ribosylation factor-like. Gene Ontology annotation, biological process: vesicle-mediated transport; intracellular protein transport. The transcript has a single exon. Bases 395 to 964 code for a protein of 189 amino acids. Gene Ontology annotation, cellular component: cytoplasm. Gene Ontology annotation, molecular function: GTP binding; GTPase activity. The record is from RefSeq and is a predicted model, not a curated record. NCBI's taxonomy places the organism in Eukaryota, Metazoa, Chordata, Chondrichthyes, Chimaeriformes, Callorhinchidae.